Molecule: messenger RNA, 1412 nt
Organism: Vitrella brassicaformis
Lineage: Eukaryota; Vitrellaceae
Source: the annotation of a GenBank genome assembly
GUCAAUGUAUGUCAAUGGAUGAAGCCUUCCAUGCGCCAAGUCUCAGCAUGAGCCUCUCUCGCCAUUCCCCUACGCAGGUUGCGUUCGCCACAGCAGAGAGAGAGAGAUAAGCAAGCAAGAAAAUGAGACCGUCCACACGGACGCUGGCGGGCGACAGGACAGGUCCGUGCUUGCAUUCUUCUUCUCAGCAUGCUUUGCAGCCUCCAUCCGUCCAUUGACUCAUCCAUGCAAGGCGUCAGAGAUAGAUCUGGACGCAGGCUCACAAAACGCACAGUCCUGAUUUCGUUCUCCCUUCGUUCUCUCUGCGAGCUCGUGUCGAGCGUUUGGCGGCCGGCAUCACACGGCCGGCGCUGUGUGUGUGCAAGCAUCUGGAUUUGUGUGUGGUAUGCACUUCAGUUCAAUCGAUGCAUGCACCACACACAGCGAGCGAGUGCGUCCGUACAGCUGACAUCAAAGUGCCGUUCACACGAAUGUCAGGACGUAGACUGGCAAGCCCUUGGCCAUCUCGUUGGCUGUCGUCUCCACCGCUUGCAGCCCAUCGUGCUGGAUUGCGCUCAACAGCUCUUCCUUGCCCACCGCCCCCGAGUGUGUCCGGCGGCUUGCGAAGUAGUCGGCCAACUCGCGUCGUCGCUCGGCCACCGCCGACAGGUGACUUAUGAGCGCUGAAAAGCCGCCAGACGAACGGGGCGUCAACACUGCAAUCAUCCCAUGCACCACCAGAGGGCCAGAGAGACGUAUCUGUGUUUACGUCGAUAUAUCUGCGCGUCGUGUUACUUACUUGGCGCGACGCCGGCAGUUUGGCACGCCUCGCUGACCGACACCUCGAUGAACGCUGCGCACACCAGAGACAUCCAUCGGCGUCCGGUCCGUGUCCCUACGGAAUGCGAUGCGUGUGCGUACCUUUUGGGUUUGUGUGUCCGGCGAGGAUGUCGAGCUUGAGUUUGUCUCUCAGCGGGUUGGUCUUGUCCCACAGCAGCUUGAAGAAAGCAACCACUGCCUUGCCUGCAAUGCCAUGCAUGGACACACACACACACACAGACAGAGAUGUGCGGACAAGGAAGGACCAGCCUGGACAAGGAGCACCGGGCAGCUCAGGGUCCUUCUCCAGAUGAAACCUGCAGGAACACAUAGAUGGUCUGACUGGUCGAUUGUGGCGUGAGGGUGUGCUGUGGUGUGCUGUUUGCCAUUUGGGGUGCUGUGUCAUAAGCCGAAAGUGGACGUCUCCCAUGUUGAGCGGAUCAGCCAACACGCCCUGAAAACACACACACACACACACGCACACACACAAAAGAAGAGGAGUGUGUCUCCCUCCCUCUGCCCCUCUGUGUGCAUCUGUUUACUGUGAGCUCCUCUCGGAUGUUCGUCCGGCGACGCAGCACCGCGAUAAUCUCAGCGACCGACCGAUGUGUCAU